GUUGCGAGGAUCUUCCAAGCAUCAGGUUGCUUCUGCAUAGGAAACUCACGUUGCUGUGUGAAGUUUUGUGCUUCUGCAUAACUAACUUACUAACUGACUAACUAACUCUCUCUUUCUGCUGAAAACUCCCAGACCACGAGUGGAGGGUGUUGUCAGCGCCCCUAGGUGCUGUGUGGUGCCUUGUUGGAAAGGUGCGGGGACUCCAGUUCAAGACGCCAGGAUUCAGCAAUUGCUCUUUCUGCUGUUAUCUUUAAACGGAUCUUAAAUCUCCAGGAGAAUUUGAAAUACAUGAGUGAAGAGCUGCUGCAGUUUAAGAGGGCGCCUGUGGGAGUAGAGAAUGGAUUCCUUGGACCAUAUGCUGACGGAUCCCCUGGAACUGGGUCCCUGUGGAGCUGACCAUGGCUCCCGCAUUAUGGAGGACUGCCUGCUGGGAGGUGCCAGGGUUAGUCUGCCCGAGGACCUUCUGGAAGAUCCUGAGAUAUUCUUCGAUGUCGUCAGCCUGGCAACCUGGCAGGAAGUGCUAAGUGACUCCCAGCGUGCGCAUCUCCAGCAGUUUCUGCCGCACUUCCCCGAGGACAGCCCUGAGCAGCAGCAUGAGCUCAUCCUGGCCCUGUUUAGUGGGGAGAACUUCCGCUUUGGAAACCCGCUGCACAUCGCCCAGAAGCUUUUCCGAGAUGGACAUUUUAACCCUGAGGUGGUCAAGUACCGACAACUAUGCUUCAAGUCGCAGUACAAGCGAUACCUCAGUUCUCAGCAGCAGUAUUUCCAUCGGCUGCUGAAACAGAUUCUUGCUUCCCGGAGUGAUCUGCUGGACAUGGCCCGACGGGGUGGCCCGGCCUUCCCUGUGCGGCAGAAGCGGCCCUCACCAUCCCGCAGCCCGGAGGAGCGCGAGUGGCGGACUCAGCAGCGCUACUUGAAGGUCUUGAGGGAAGUGAAGGAAGAGUGUGGGGACACAGCCCUGUCCUCUGAUGAAGAAGCCACGUUGGAUUUACAAGAAAAAUUUUCUUUUGAAGAUCUCAGCUCAUGGCUUCCGAGCUCUCCAGCACGUUCUCCUAGUCCUGCGGUGCCCCUGAGGGUGGUGCCCACGCUUUCUACCAUGGAUAUGAAAACCGUAGAUAAAAUAGAACUGGGGGACAGUGACCUGAAGAUAAUGUUAAAGAAGCACCAUGAGAAGCGGAAAUACCAACCAGAUCACCCGGACCUUUUGACAGGGGACCUGACUCUCAAUGACAUCAUGACUCGCGUGAAUGCUGGCAGGAAAGGCUCCCUAGCAGCCUUAUAUGAUCUGGCAAUCCUUAAAAGAAAGGUUAAGGAGAAAGAGGAAAAGAAAAAGAAGAAAAUAAAAACGAUCAAAUCAGAAGCAGAGGAUCUGGUUGAUUCCCUGAGCACUGCUGAUGCUGUCCCGCCUCUCUCUCAGGCCCCAUCUCCACUGGCAAUACCUGCCAUCAAGGAAGAGCCCCUUGAAGACCUCAAGCAUUGCCUUGGAUUCAAUGAAAUAUCUUCCAGCUUCUUUUCCUUGCUGUUAGAGAUCUUACUGUUGGAGAAUCAGGCUAGCCUUCCUAUGCUAGAGGAACGGGUUUUGGAUUGGCAGUCAUCUCCAGCCAGCUCCCUCAACAGCUGGUUCUCUGCAGCCCCCAACUGGGCUGAAUUGGUGUUACCAGCCCUGCAGUAUCUGGCUGGAGAAAGCCGAGCUGUUCCUUCCAGUUUCUCUCCAUUUGUUGAAUUCAAAGAGAAAACCCAGCAUUGGAAAUUGCUUGGCCAGUCCCAGGAUAAUGAAAAGGAAUUAGCUGGGCUCUUUCAGCUGUGGCUGGAGACCAAAGACCAGACCUUCUGCAAGCAAGAGAAUGAAGACAGCUCAGAUGCCACAACACCUGUCCCUCGAGUAAGAACUGACUAUGUGGUGCGGCCCAGCACAGGGGAAGAAAAACGGGUUUUUCAGGAGCAGGAGCGCUACAGGUACAGCCAGCCCCACAAGGCCUUCACCUUCCGCAUGCACGGCUUUGAGUCUGUGGUGGGGCCGGUGAAGGGUGUGUUUGACAAGGAGACCUCCCUCAACAAGGCCCGGGAGCACUCCCUGCUGCGCUCCGACAGGCCUGCCUAUGUCACCAUCCUCUCUCUCGUUCGAGAUGCUGCCGCCCGGCUGCCUAAUGGAGAAGGUACCCGGGCAGAGAUAUGUGAACUGCUCAAGGACUCCCAAUUCCUCGCACCCGAUGUCACCAGCACACAGGUGAACACAGUGGUGAGUGGUGCUCUGGAUCGGCUGCACUACGAGAAGGACCCGUGUGUGAAGUACGACAUCGGACGGAAGCUGUGGAUCUAUCUGCAUCGUGACCGCAGUGAGGAGGAGUUUGAGCGGAUUCAUCAAGCACAAGCAGCUGCAGCUAAAGCCAGAAAAGCUCUUCAGCAAAAGCCCAAGCCCCCAUCCAAGGUGAAGUCCAGUAGCAAGGAGAACCCCAUAAAGGUCCUGAACAGUGGCCCUUCUGAGCAGAGCCAGAUGAGCCUCAGUGACUCCAGCAUGCCACCCACCCCAGUCACUCCUGUAACGCCCACCACGCCAGCGUUGCCUGCCACUCCCAUCUCCCCUCCCCCUGUGUCCUCAGUCAAAAGUUGCCCCACCAGUGUUUCGGAACCAGCUAAGUCUAGCUCUGGUGUUCUUCUGGUGUCUUCACCAACAAUGCCACAGCUUGGAACAAUGCUUUCGCCAGCUUCCAGCCAGACUCCACCCAGUUCUCAGACUGCCACCCGGGUAGUAAGCCACUCUGGCUCAGCCGGACUGCCUCAGGUGCGCGUGGUAGCCCAGCCCAGCCUUCCUGCUGUCCCUCCACAGUCAUCAGGGUCCACAUCGACACUGCCACAGAUGCCCGCAGGACCACAGAUCAGGGCUCCAGCUACUGCCACACAGACCAAAGUUGUGCCCCAGACAGUAAUGGCCACUGUACCAGUCAAGGCCCAGACUGCAGCGGCCACCGUGCAGAGGCCGGGAUCCGGGCCAACAGGGCUCACGGUGACAAGUCUUCCAGCUGCGGCCAGUCCUGUGAGCAAGCCAGCCACAAGUUCUCCUGGGAGCUCUGCUGCAAGUGCCUCCACAGCUACUGUCAUUCAGAAUGUCACAGGACAGAACAUCAUCAAGCAGGUGGCAAUUACUGGGCAGAUUGGUGUGAAGCCCCAGACUGGUAGCAGCAUCCCACUCACAGCCACUAAUUUCCGUAUCCAGGGUAAGGAUGUGUUGCGUCUGCCACCUUCUUCCAUCACUACAGAUGCCAAGGGACAGACGGUUCUGCGCAUCACUCCGGACAUGAUGGCCACGUUGGCCAAGUCGCAGGUGACCACGGUGAAGUUGACCCAGGACCUCUUUGGGACAGGAAGUGGCACUGCAGGCAAAGGCAUCUCUGCUACUUUACAUGUUACUUCCAAUCCCGUCCAUGCCACUGAUAGCCCUGCCAAGGCCAGUUCAGCCAGUGCCCCUUCAUCCACUCCAGCAGGUACUACCGUGGUGAAAGUGACUCCUGACCUCAAACCGACAGAAACCUCAAGUUCAGCUUUUCGUUUGAUGCCAGCCCUUGGUGUAAGUGUGGCAGACCAGAAGGGAAAAAACACAGUGGCGUCUUCCGAAGCAAAACCAGCUGCCACAAUCCGAAUUGUGCAAGGCCUGGGAGUGAUGCCUCCCAAAGCAGGCCAGACCAUCACCGUUGCAACCCAUGCCAAGCAGGGAGCCACGGUGGCCAGUGGGUCUGGAACUGUCCACACUGCAGCGGUGUCCCUGCCCAGCAUGAAUGCUACUGUUUCCAAGACUGUGGCUGUGGCUUCUGGAGCUGCCAGCACCCCACUCAGCAUCGGAACGGGAACCCCCACUGUGCGGCAGGUCCCAGUCAGCACCACGGUCGUGUCCACGUCUCAGGCUGGGAAGCUUCCUACACGGAUCACAGUGCCACUGUCUGUGAUUAGCCAGCCGAUGAAGGGCAAGAGUGUGGUCACAGCCCCGAUCAUCAAAGGCAACCUUGGAGCCAACCUUGGUGGGUUGGGCCGCAACAUCAUCCUCACGACCAUGCCAGCUGGUACCAAGCUCAUUGCUGGCAAUAAGCCUGUUAGUUUCCUGACUGCCCAGCAGUUGCAGCAGCUUCAACAGCAAGGUCAGGCCACACAGGUGCGCAUCCAGACUGUCCCUGCAUCCCAUCUCCAACAGGGAACAGCUUCUGGUUCCUCCAAAGCAGUCUCCACUGUUGUUGUUACCACGGCUCCAUCUCCUAAACAGGCACCUGAACAGCAGUGACUGGGAGAGAGAUGGCGUCUGUAAAAGACAGGACCUGGUCUGUCCUGGCUAAAGAGCAGCGGGGAGAUCGCAUCAAUUCUCCAGGCUUGUGUUUACCGCAGGCCAGUGGGGGGAUGAUGGCACCAAAAGCCUCAGUUCUGCUGCUAUGCCCUGCAGUGGAGCACUGAGAGAAAGGCUCACUCCAGCAGAAGUUUUUUUAGAGUUGGUAGGAGGUCGCAGUUACAUCAUGCAAACCCAGUUCUGUGAUGAAGAGUCAGACACUCAGGGAAGGCUCGCCAGUUGCAGUGAAUGAGCCCAGAUCUUUGUGAGGGCUGUUUUAGCUUCUGAUCCUCCCUGUGAUUCGUGGCCCAGAUAAAGAGUUUUGUGUCCAGAAACCUGGGCUUAGCCCCUCCCAAACUCAUCACUCAUUUCGAUGAGCAUGAGAGGAUAGCAAGACUCUUAGUAAGCUAAUGGCUGAUUUGAUAAUCACACAGAGAACGAGAGGCUUCUGAUGGAAUAAACAAUAGGAAAUGCACUAGUAGAAGGGCCUCAAGUGGAGGGACUUUGGUUCCUCUUCACGGCAAGUACGGAUCUUGAUUGUGGUAUACACAAUAUCUGCCCAAGUUUUAGUAAAACAGGCCCAGGGAAAUCCAAAGCCAGUGCACAGGGAAUAGGGGAAUGAGUAGAGAUGCUGUUUUUGCAGAACAAACUUUGUCGCGGUUGAGACAUGAAUUCUGCUUUGCUCUUGAGCAAGAGUGGCAGACCCAGCCCUUGAAGCUGGCCAGCUGUUCAUGUCAGGCUUUAUUGGAGCACAGCCCGUUCCCAUUUGUUGAUGUAUUAUCUAUGGCUGCUUUCAGGUUAGAAGGCAGAACUGAACAGUUGCCAUAGAUACCAUGGCUCUCAGGCCUAAGCUGUUUUUGUGUGUGUGUGUGUGUUUUUCUUUGUGUGUUUUCUACAUUGUUUCUGUUCCCUGCCCCAGAGUAGAGAUGGCAGGAGGGGAGUGGGCAUGCAGAUACAGGGUCUAUCUGGCAGCAACAGUCUCAAAAGAAGUUCAUCUGGAUUUGUUAUUUAUUACCGUCUGUUUCCUGCUUCUCAGUCUGCAUUGGCUACAGACAGUGAUAUUCUAAAGUGAUAUUUAAGUAAUGCACUGGUUGUUAAUGUAUGCCUCUUGUGUUGGGCAGGAGUGGGUGGUAAAGCUUUUCUAAAGUGAUAGUACUUCUCUUUUGAAACUAUCCUAGUUAUUAAAAAUUAUCUGUACGGACAUGCAGCGAUCUUGUGAGGGGUUGGGAAAUGAAGCAGAGCUGGUGGGCAGCGUGGAAAUGGCCUCAUGGAUGGGUGGUGAGAUGAGCUGCAGGAGGCAGAUGAAGUGGGAAGGGCAUGUUGUUUCACAGGCAUUGGAUUCUUACCACAUUCUGUAAAGUAGAUGUUGUCAUCCCCUUCUUAAUUGUAAAAUGUGUCAUAGUUGAAACUAGAGAUGGAAAUCCCAUCUUCAGGUUGACUUUCAGACUGCAAAGUCAUGUUCCCUUUCUGUUCCCUCCUAAGAGGACAAUGGCUGGGAUGUAUUGUGUUGAGGCUGGGGGCAAUCCAGUUAGGAGAUAAAACUCCAUUACUGAGAGCAGAAGUGAUAGACUUAAGGAAGACCAAGCCCCGGAGGGCUGAGUAGAAGACUGACACUGAAGUAAAACUAAAUGUGAGAGAGGAACCUGCACUAAGUAAUAAAAAUGGGUCUUCUGAUCCGUAGUCAGACGCGUUAUCCAUUGCGCCACUGGCCCGCACCUUAAAAAUGGGUCUUACACCUGUGACCUGCCCAUGCUGUCCUUGAUGAGCCAGUCACAGGGAAAUGCAUUAGUAUUUAUACUUUGAAGUUUGCAUAUCAUUAUUUCCAGGAAUCACAUUGCACAUAGAAAGCCACGUGACAGUUUCUGAAUGAGAAGAAAUUUGAGAGAUCCCUUCUGGAUUUGCUUAACAAAUGGCUUUCAUGAAAGUAGCUCUGGCAUUGAGCCUCAGCCGUGUUGCACACUUUGAUUUACUGAAGUCACCUGACCAUCUAUUUUUUAUAUACAGAUGUGUAUAGUCUAAAGAGCAGGGAUGUAAAAUAUGGGUCGGUUUUCAUCUCUGAACUAUUGAAACCACUUCAGUAGUACCCUUGGAACAUGCUCCACCUCAGGGACCCUGGGAUGACAUCAGGUGGCUGUGCCCCAUUUCCGGGUACUAAUGCGGUUGGGUUGCUGGGAGUGGCCCUCUCCCCACUUUUCCCAGAUACCCGCUUUACCUCAUUUCUUCACCCUCCCCACCCUCAUUGGUGACCCACAUGGGCAUGCAUCCCUCUUGCCUAUGUAAACAUCAAAAAUAAAAUGAAUUCAUUAUUUUAAAAAAAUCUAAAAAAUGUAUGUGUUUUGAAAAAAAUUAUGGGUCUGUUUUAAGAUGCCAGUGUGGGACGUAGGCAUUGUUUUAGCACCAUCCAGUGUUGUCAGUGGGGUGGUAUAGAAAGGAAAUCCGCUAAGGAGCAGUCACAGGAAUACACUACUAUCUGUGCCCCAUGUGCACCCUGCUGGCGAUGGGCAGGGUAUUUUGUGAACAGUUCCGAGAGAACGUGUGGCAUCAGAGAACCUCUGAGUUUGUGAUUAACAGGUUUGUAAAAAAAUAUUCAAACCAUGUACCUAAGAUGUGGUGAAUACCAUUGUGGCCAGUUUGUGCUUUAAUGUCAUGUGUAGAAUGCCAGGGUUGAUCCCUGGGGCAAAGGAUUAGAGACCAUGCUGAAUGAGGGCAUCAAAAGGUGUGCUCCUCCUGAUCAUGGUGAACUUGGCUCUGCAGAGAAUGCAUGUUUUUAAAUUCUUUUGUCCCCCUUCAAAAUCUCAAAUGUAGAUCUUUUCUAAGAAGAUACAAUAGACUUCAUUUCACUUCAGCCCCUAAGGAAAGGAUACGUUUUAUCAGUAAUAAGUCCUCCAGUACCUGUAAAAUGAGUGUUUGGGCUCUGUAAUCAUUUGGCAAACCAAGGUGGAAACUGAAAAUGGAUUCAGGAAUUUACGAAUCGUGAAAUCCAUCCUUUUUUUUUUUUUGAUAUGACAUUAUUAAUCCUUCAGCUGUGACUUGAGCUUUGAAAGACUAGCCACCGGAUGUUACCUUUCACUUAAGCAUUUUUCCCAAAAAGCUUUCGGGGCCUAUGAAUGGUGAUGUGUGAAGUAACCGGGUGAAGUGGCAGCUGGGUUUGGAGAGCUGUUGAAGACUGGUUCUGCCACACGGUAGCUGUGGACCAUAGGCUUACCAGUUUCUCUGAAGGAUUCUGCAAUUAUUCUUGGUGGUGGUAAGAACCAAGCAAGGUUGACACAUCCCAGAAUCUGAAAAAUCGCAAUACUAAUGAAAGGUACAGUUGUUAAGAGUCUUCCACUUUGUUUUACCCUGCUUUUACCAGUUUCCAGAACUCAGUAUUUAACUCCCUGUACACUUGUGCUUUCAUUGCCCUUGUACAUGCUGUUCUGUCUUCUAUGCCUGGAAUACAUGAGCUCCCCAUUUCCCAUCCCUCUCCCAGAGUUUGUACUUACCUCUCACAGCACCCAUCACACUGUUGUAACUCCUUGUAUGUCUAAAUGAGAAAAGGUAGAAAGUUGAGAGACUCUUGUCUCCUUGCUGGAGGACAGAUUGCAUCUUUGGUCGUUUUAGUGCUGAGGAAGAGUGGGUGCUUAGUAGAUCAUGAUUGAACCAAGAUUUUAAAGAUAGAGAACCAGGACUAGAGUCAAGCUUCAUAUUACUAAUUUAAAGUUCAUAUCCUUUGCAGUCCAAGGCCUUCCCAAACCUGACAUUUUUCCCUAAUCCUUAAACACGUUUCCUAUCAGCAUCCUCUGUCAGAGUAACUGCAGAGUCCGAAUAGCCGAGUUGUGACUCAGCUGGGCUUCUAACUUGGUCCUGGUUUUUAAAAACAACACACAAACAAAAUCUUUGGCCUGAUUUUGUCCCUUAUCAAUGGUGGUGAUUAUUCGUUAGGAGAUGUUUAGAAAGUAAGAUUUAAGAUGCUAAAGCUUAUGUAAAGUUUAAAACUGUGGCUCUAAAAUAAAGGCACUGCCAUUCACUUAUAUCCUGCUGUUUUUCUGCUUUCUGGAAUGAUAGGAUUUUGCAACAUUCAGAUCCUGGCUUUAUUCAUGGGGCCACUCUAAAGCUUGCAGUUUAACUUCUCACACUGAGAAAACCUUGCUGCUCUUGCAUAAGGAUUGCUUCCUUUUUCUUGAUGAAGGAUGCUACAGGUUGUUACAUUUAAAAAUUAAAACAGCAAGAUUAUACAGAAACAUCAGAUGCCUCCUAAUUUCCUACUGAAAAUGUCCAGCUUUGUAUUCAAUGAGGAGGAGGAAAUGCAUAGAACCACAAGAGCAGAGCAGAGCAGGUAUUAAAAUCGAGGGGAUGAGCUGUGUUGGCUGCAUUGGUUCAGAUUGGAGACAACACUCUGCCCUCAUCACAGUCUAGUUCAUUCUUCUUCCGAGUCAUCCAGGAGGGCAGUAUGGUCAGUGUGAUCUGACUUCAGCUUCUGAAUCCCAAUGAUUUCCCCUCCUUCCUGUCUCUUCAGCCGAAUGCAAAACCUGUAGUAGGGAAACCAUAAGAAUCAUUGAGCCAGAAUAAGUUCCUUACCCUUUCCCCACCUCGCAAGGAUGUGAGAGCAUUUACUUGUUCUUCCAGCAUCUUCUUCAUGUCUAUGAAAUAUUGUGAUUAUAUGCCUGCACAUAUACAUUUAAUUUAAUAUGCCUGACUUAGAUAUUUAAUUUCUCAGUAGAUAGAAUGACUCAUGGUUAAUAACAAUGCCCUUGAGCUCCCUUCUCUGGUCUGUGUGAGACUUCCUGGAGGAAGUUAUCCACUUCGAAUCUAGAAAGAAGGGGCAGUGACAUGGCAGUAGAAUUAGUAGUAGCCUAUGCUGAAAUUCAUCCUUGGUCUGUGAGGCUGUGCGGUUCACAUGGUUGUGUGGCCUUGGAGGAAACUGCGCAGCCUUUCAGACACCUGGGUUUUCUCCAUCUAAGGAAGCGUAGUGCGGGGAUGGAUGUUCCAGGGCAUUGGGCUAAGUUGCUUCUUGGGAUGUCUGAAUCCUCUACAGUGUGUCUGGGAUGGAGUUCUGCCUGUGCUUCUGAUGCAACUUCCUGUUAAUGUGUCUGGAAAGGCAGUAGAUGAUGGCUUAAGUACAUGGGUGCCUGCCAUCCAUGUGGGAGACUACAUCAAGCAGUGAAGGUUAAAUUCAAUGUAAGUGCUCAUGCUAUGUGGGACACAGUCUGUAUUAAGUAGAUAGUAGUAGUCCUCACCUACAUUUCCCUAGAGAGCUUCUUCCCUGAUUCAGUGCUUGAUCAUUAGGAGAGCAGGACAAGUCCAGAGUUAAGGUGAUGAGUCCAGAAAAACAGUGGCAGCAGAGACCACUGAUUCCUAAUACACAAUGUUUCU
This is a messenger RNA of Ochotona curzoniae (black-lipped pika), 9661 nucleotides long. RefSeq names its product nuclear factor related to kappaB binding protein (gene NFRKB). The transcript is spliced from 26 exons. Gene Ontology annotation, molecular function: protease binding. NCBI's taxonomy places the organism in Eukaryota, Metazoa, Chordata, Mammalia, Lagomorpha, Ochotonidae. Gene Ontology annotation, cellular component: Ino80 complex. The record is from RefSeq and is a predicted model, not a curated record. The coding region runs from base 338 to 4270 and encodes 1310 amino acids.